GUUAUCGUAAAACGAGGCGCAAUGAGCUAUCAGAAGGCGCUCUCCGACGGGUCACUGCACAACGUCGAGAGGACGGACACCCUCUCUAUGUUUGUAGACGGCAAGGUGGCAGCAGUACGCACAGGUUUGGAAGCGGGUACCAAUCCGGUACCACAAUGGGGC
This is a messenger RNA of Amoebophrya sp. A25, 162 nucleotides long. The record is from the annotation of a GenBank genome assembly. NCBI's taxonomy places the organism in Eukaryota, Dinophyceae, Syndiniales, Amoebophryaceae.